GCUCAGAUGCGUCUGUGUGGACCUAUUGUGUACACACUCCACCGUAUGCAUGUAUACGUAUCGGCAGAGAGGCUGGUGCAGCAACAGGAACCACAGAGGCAACGGGAGGAGUCGCAAGGCUUCACGGCGAAUAAAACUCCACGCCCCUCUCUGCUGAGCAUCCAUUUACAGAGCGGCUGAUGUCUGCUUCACUGAAUGCAUACAGACUCAGCAGUAACAGAGAAAAAAACCCCACAGUACUCAGGAGCUCCAGUGGAUUUGGAUUACAGCACUCAGGCAGCAAAGUAUAUCAACCUCACCACCGUGGAGAAGCAUUUCAGCGGGCAACAGAGCAUUUCUGGAGAGGUUUUAUUGCGUCAUUCUUGCAAGAAAUGUCCACAUUGGAUGUACUUAACCUCAGUGGGAAGGUGUAUUUAUAACACAGUCUAACCAGAGCUGCCCUCUCUUUGAAAAACUGAGAAGGAGGAUCUUGAGAAUUUCCUCGACUCAUCCAAGUGAUUAACAGCUACAGCACCGAGGAGUGGCUUGAGCAAACUGCAGCCCAUCUUUCCACUUCACCCGCCUGGGAUUCUACAGGUUGUUCUGGAGCUUUUUCUUCAGUUUCCAACAUGACCACCAUGCAGAAGCUGCUACAGCUGCCGGUGAACGCCGUCAACAUAGUGAAGACGGUGCAGAGCCAGGUUCAGGGCCAGGAGGAGGACAAGAGCCCGGUGCUGACCCCCGAUGGUGGGCAGCAGGCCUGGUACAGCGCCCUGCAGCCCGACGAGCUGCGACACCUCCGAUCUGGAGGCACUGGGGGAGGUGGAAGUGGAGACCAGGAGGAAAAAGCACCACUGGAGGAAGGUGGUGGUGGUGGGGGCAGUUUCCAAAAUCAACCUUUGCGACAUGAUGACUUGAAGGAAAUGCUGGACAGCAACAAAGACUCCCUGAAGCUGGAGGCUAUGAAGCGGAUCGUCGCUAUGAUCGCCCGAGGUAAAAAUGCAUCAGAUCUCUUCCCUGCUGUGGUGAAAAAUGUGGCGUGUAAAAACAUUGAGGUGAAGAAGUUAGUGUAUGUUUACUUGGUGCGUUACGCUGAGGAGCAGCAGGAUCUUGCUCUUCUGUCCAUUUCCACAUUUCAGCGAGGAUUAAAGGAUCCAAACCAGUUAAUCAGAGCCAGCGCUCUACGAGUCCUCUCCAGCAUCCGAGUUACCAUCAUCGUGCCGAUAAUGAUGUUGGCCAUCAAAGAAGCUGCUUCAGAUAUGUCUCCAUAUGUGAGGAAGACAGCUGCUCAUGCUAUUCCUAAACUCUACAGUUUGGAUCCUGAACAGAAGGACCAGCUUAUUGAAGUCAUAGAAAAACUCCUUGCUGACAAAACCACGUUGGUGGCAGGAAGUGUAGUCAUGGCGUUUGAGGAGGUGUGUCCAGAGCGUAUCGACCUGAUCCACAAGAACUACAGGAAGCUGUGUAACCUCCUGAUCGACGUGGAAGAGUGGGGGCAGGUCGUCAUCAUCAACAUGCUGACCCGCUAUGCCAGGACCCAGUUCCUCAACCCAAAUAUGAACGAGUCCCUGUUGGAGGAGGGAAACAGUGGCGAGAAGACCUUCUAUGGCUCUGAUGAAGAUGAGGAUGAAGAUGAGGAGGAGAAGGAGAAGAAGGCUGAGGCUGCAGCUAUGGCUAAGAGAAAGCCAUAUGUGAUGGAUCCAGACCACCGCCUGCUGCUGAGGAACACCAAGCCGCUCCUGCAAAGCCGAAAUGCAGCUGUGGUGAUGGCUGUGGCUCAGUUAUAUUUCCACCUUGCCCCUAAAGCAGAGGUUGGAGUGAUUGCAAAGGCUCUGGUCCGUCUCCUGAGGAGCCACAGCGAGGUUCAGUACGUCGUUCUUCAGAAUGUAGCGACAAUGACGAUCAAGAGAAGGGGGAUGUUUGAACCGUACCUGAAGAGUUUUUAUAUCCGCUCCACAGACCCAACGCAGAUUAAAAUCCUCAAGCUGGAGGUUCUUACAAAUCUGGCAAAUGAGACGAACAUUUCUACCAUUCUCAGAGAGUUUCAGACGUACAUUAAAAGCAUGGAUAAAGACUUUGUGGCGGCCACAAUCCAAGCCAUCGGCCGCUGCGCCACCAACAUCGGUGAGGUGAGGGACACGUGUCUGAACGGUCUGGUGCAGCUGCUAUCAAACAGAGACGAGCUGGUCGUAGCCGAGUCAGUGGUCGUCAUCAAAAAGCUGCUGCAGAUGCAGCCGGAGAAGCACAGCGAUAUCAUCAAGCACAUGGCGAAACUGACAGACAACAUCCAGGUACCGAUGGCUCGGGCUAGCAUUCUGUGGCUCAUCGGAGAAUACUGUGAACAUGUACCUAAGAUCGCACCGGACGUCCUGAGGAAGAUGGCCAAGUCGUUCACGAAUGAGGAGGACAUUGUCAAGUUACAAAUCAUCAACUUGGCUGCGAAGCUCUAUCUGACCAACUCCAAACAGACCAAACUGCUGACACAGUAUGUUCUGAACUUGGCCAAGUACGACCAGAACUACGACAUCCGCGACCGGGCUCGUUUCAUCCGUCAGCUCAUCGUACCCACUGAAAAGAGCGGAGCCCUCAGCAAGUACGCCAAGAAACUGUUCCUCGCCCUCAAACCUGCACCUGUUCUCGAGUCUCCAUUUAAAGAUCGAGACCAUUUCCAGUUGGGUUCAUUGUCCCACCUGCUGAAUGCCAAGGCCGGGGGCUACCAGGAGUUGCCCGACUGGCCUGAAGCCGCCCCAGACCCCUCCGUGCGCAACGUGGAGGUGAAGGAGUCUGUGCGUGCAGUGGGAACAGUUUUUGCGCUGCUUGAAAGAGUCACAACAUUAACGAGUGUACCGGAAUGGACCAAAUGCAGCAGCCGCGAGAAGAGGAAGGAGAAGAAGGUGGAGAAGCCCUUCUACUCAGACUCAGAGGGCGAGUCCGGGCCAACGGAGUCGGCCGACAGUGAGUCGGACUCCGCCAGCGGCUCAGAAAGCGGCAGCGGCAGCGAGGAGAGUGGGUCGGGAUCAGAGAGCGAAGAGAGCGAGGAAGGCUCUGAGUCUGAGGAGGAGGAGGAAGAUGAGGAGGAGAAGGACAAGAAGAAGAAAAAGAAAGAACUGAAAAAGCCAGUCCAGGAAACCGAAAGCGAACAGAGCAGCGAGGAAGAGGAGAGGAAGCACGAGAGGAAGCACGAGAGGAAGGCUAAACCCCGUAAGAGCGACUCUGAGUCUGAAUCUGAGGAGGAAGAGGAGGACAGUGAAUCAGAGAGCAGCCAGUCAGAGUCUGAAGAGUCUGAGUCUGAAACAGAGAUCAAAAAGAAGAAAAAGGCAGCUGAAUCCAAACCUCCUUCAAAGCCCGACAAAAAAGAGAACAAGAAAGAGAAAACAGAAAUGUCUUUACUCGACCUCGAUGACUUUGAACCAGCUCCUUCUCCACAAGUUACACCCGUCAACACCUUCCUAUCCAACAGCCUUGUGACCGAUCUAGAGGGACUGUCUCUGUCCGACACCGUUCUUUCUCCAGCAACCAUUUCUCCGUCCAGUGCAUUGAAGAACUACGAGCUGCUGCACCGCAUCACGGGGGAGGGUCUGUCGGUGGAGUACUGCUUCAGCCGGCAGCCGUUCAGCCCCGACGCCAACAUGGUGGCGGUUCAGAUGCACUUCACCAACAACGCCACGUCUGACACCAAGAACCUGCACAUGGAAGACGUGAAGCUCCAGUCUGGGAUGAGGGUCAAAGAGUUCCCAGAGAUCGAGCUGCUGCCGGCAGGUGAGACAACCACUGCUGUGAUGGGCAUUGACUUCUGCGACUCAACACAAGCAGCCAACUUCCAGCUGUGCACUCACACCAGGAAGUUUUUCGUGUCGAUCCAGCCGCCGGUCGGAGAGCUGAUGAGGCCAUUUUUUAUGACAGAAAACGAGUUUAGAAAGGAGCAAGAGACGCUUUUAAAGAGUCCCGGUCAGCUGAUGGGGAUGAACGAGAUCACAGAGAAGCUGACGUUGGACGCGAAAUGUCGGAACGAACACGCCAUCGUCCAGAGGGUGACCACCGCUGCAAACCUCAGCCGAGUCCCCUGUGGUUCAGAUAAAGAGUGCAGUCCUCCUGUUCCUCCUCCUGAUCAUCCUGUCCACAGGUUCGCUGGACGGACGGUGACCAGCAGCAGCCUGGUGUUAGUCACCGUGGCAACCAAAGAGGAAGGGGCCGCCCAGCUGACGGUCAACUGCGAGAAAAUGGUGAUCGGCACGAUGCUGGUGAAAGACAUCCUCCUGGCUUUGACGCAGUGAUGUGACCUUCGACCUUCGCCCCCUGCCCCCUCGCUCACAAUCCACCCAUGACACGUGUAGCAUCUUCUCCUUUUGUCUGUGAGACGAUUUCAGAAUGUUUGUUCCCCGCAGCGAUAACAAUGACUCCUCCAAACACUGAAUGGAUGCCACAUGACAAUCAGACAAGGCUGAUUUUCUGAUGUGAAAUAACAUCUGGCUUAAGAUUUAUACAUAUGAUGGUAGAAAGGUAACUUUGGGUAAGAUAAAAAAAAAAUCUGGUGUGAUAUUUCAAGAAAAAAAUCUAAAUUAUUGAGAUUAAUCUUCAGUGUAUAAGAAAAAAAAAGUCAUGUUCUCUGAGAAUAAAGUUUUAAGUUUAGAACUAAAAUGACAAAUUUACAAUAAAAGCUUAAUUCUGUCAUAAAAAUAAAAACAAUUUUGAAAAUUAAAAAAAAAUUAAACUUAAAUAUUCCAGGAGCUGUAAAUUGUACAUUUAUGACAAAAGAAAACUCUUCUAUUUAUCAGGUAGAAAUAUUAAUUUUAUGAGAAAAAAAAUGCAAGCAAAAAACACAAAUAUUACUUGAGAUUAUGAAAUCAUAAAUUUGUGAGAGAAAGUAGAAUAUGUUUUGUUUAAAGUAGUACAUUUUGGAGAUAAAAGUGGAUAUUUUCUCAGAGUGAUUGUAGAUAGAUUAAAAUUGGACAAUUCAAGCAACAUUCAAAUAUUCUCUGAAAUUAUAAAGAAUCUGAAAUUUGUGAGAAAAAGAUCAAAAGUUGUAAUUUUACUCAAAUAAUAAAGUAGAGAAAUGAAAAUUAAUACAUUUCCAAAUAAAAAAUCAAACUGAAGAAAAAAAUCAAAUAUUCUCUUAUAAUAUAAACUUAUGAAUUUGCAAAAAAAAAAAGAGCAAUGUUUUGAGGAUGAAAAGGUAAAUAAUUGAAAAAAAAGUAUUAUGUACAUUUAUGAAGAAAUCACUUGAAAACCAAAUUGAAUCUCUAAUAUUUUGGGUUUUUUUCUUGAAGCAUUACCCCCUCCUACCAGUACAUUUUUUUAAAUUUCACCUAAAGUAAAUAAAACACCAUUGUAUGUACAAAGUAUUUAUUUACAACUUAUUUUUUUGUCUUUGAGGAGCCUAUUGGACAUCUAAAAAAGAAAAUAAAGAGAAAACAGACAGAUGUGCAAGACCUUAAAGCUUCCAAAACAAAAGUAUUUCUUAAGUGUGAAAAAUGCUGAUUCUGUGGCCUUACAUUAGAAUGUCAUCAGUAGAACUAAGUAGAUCUGACACAGUAGCCACACAGCGGAGUGACAUAAUUAAAGACAAUAAAAUGAAAAAGUACCUCCAGAUGUUUUGAUUUUACCCCAAAAUGCUCAGUUCUUUUAAUGCUACACAAUAUUUAAAUCCAAACCAAGUUGAUAAAAGCCUCUUAGUUAUGAUCUAUUAGACUAUUUAAGACGUAGACAUAUUAGAAAAAAUUAUAGCGUAGGUUUAAAUUCCGAAAGUCAACCCUUAAAAUGCACUGAUUGAUGAGUUUAGUCCAUUUUCAUCCACAAGUUUCACUGCUUCAAUGUAGCAUGAAGGGAAAACAAAACAACUACUGCCUAUAUUGUAACUGAUCCAUUUGUUUUUGUUUUUAUUUAUGAAUAUUUUCACCUCACAGAGAAUAUUAAAUGCUUUUCAUCAUUUGUCAUUACAGUCAGUGGGGCAUUUCUAAAAAGAAGAUGUAUAAAUGUUAUUGUAUGUAUUGCAUCAUGUAAUACAGUACUACUAUAAAGUGUGGUGUGUGUGUGUGAGUGUGUGUGUGUGUGUGUGCGUGUGUGUGAGUGUAUGUGUGCGUUUGUGGGUGUGAUGACACUGAAUAUUAAACCUGACAAACGGUAACUUACUGUUUUCAGAAUUUGAAAUGAUCAUAAAGCACAUUUACACCAUCGAACCCAAAUAAAACCCAUCAGCUCUGGACAUAUUUUACACACACACACUGACACACUCGCUUGUUUUUGCUGUGAAACUUUCCUGCCAGACACAAAUAUCAGAAAUUAUUUAUUUAUACAGUCAGAUUUACACAAACCAAAGUUCAUCUGUUUGUCGGCUUCUUCCAACUGGAAUAAAAAGUGACUUCAACUAAUGUACUUCACGUCUUAUUGUGCAUUAAUCUGCUGUUUUUUCAGCAUUUUGGUGAAAUGACAUAAUAUUGACAACACUGCCUCCCUUCAGAUGUUAAGUACAACACGCCACAGCUUUUUCAUUUAAAUACUGAA
Sphaeramia orbicularis (orbiculate cardinalfish) is the source of this 6480-nucleotide messenger RNA. It is a transcript of the gene ap3b2, whose product is annotated as adaptor related protein complex 3 subunit beta 2. The transcript has 29 exons. Bases 609 to 4253 code for a protein of 1214 amino acids. Gene Ontology annotation, cellular component: membrane coat; AP-3 adaptor complex. The record is from RefSeq and is a predicted model, not a curated record. Lineage: Eukaryota; Metazoa; Chordata; Actinopteri; Kurtiformes; Apogonidae. Gene Ontology annotation, biological process: intracellular protein transport; vesicle-mediated transport.